AUGCCGCCGCCGCGGGUGGGCGUGCGCCGCAAGACGUCCUCGCCAGAACGGACCCAGCACCUGUCGUACUUUGACCGAUACCCGCAGAACCGGGCGGCUUCUUCCUCCACACUCUCCCCGAAUUUAUCCCACCGCUCGGCCGCGACCUCCCCGCGGUCGUCGUACGCGGGCGGGGACGAAGAGUCUGAGGACGAGGAGGACGGCGACGACGAGCGCUCGCAGUACGCUUUCCCGCUCGUCGACGUCGCGAGCGGGCUCAGCGGCGAGGCCACGCCCAAAGCACGGACGCGCAACGACCGAAUAUCCGUCUCGUCUUCUCUUUCCCAAGUCGAGACGCCGCCGCAGACGCCGAUCGACUUCUCGGUUCCAAGACAACUUGUCGUGAAUCUGACAGAUGUGGGAGAAAUGGACGCCAUGGUCGACGGCCUGAACGGCUUUGACCACGACUCGGACCUCUUCUCUUCGGCUUCCAGUGCCAGAUCGCCCAGGAAGGAUCGCUUCCAUCCCCUCUACGCGCCGCCGCUGCCGACGCCGCCGCCGGGCAUCAAACUCGGCGGCGCAAUGCCGCGGCCAAAGAAGGAAAAGCCACUGCCCCGUUCGCCGUCCAUCGCAUCCCUGCGCCCGCCCAGCGCGCGGAGCGCCGGUGCAUCCACUUCGACGCUGACACUCGACGGCCCGCCCUCGCCCGCGCCGUCGUCCUACGUGCCUCCCAGCCCCACUGCGCCGCCCUCCCGCCGCAACUCGCGCUCCAUGGCCCCCUCUAUCUCAGACAUCAUCCGCGCACACGCACCACCUGAGCAGCAGGUCCGCUCGCGCCAGACCAGCGUCCGCACCUCGUUCCACGGCCAUGCCGUACCAGAAGAAUCCGAACCAGAGCCUGUGCCAGACACAGAAGGCGACAUGCUCACGCGUUCGUCCGUGGACAGUAUUGCAGAUGAAGUGGCACGAACUCUACGCGUCCAGUCCACUUCGCCUGCUCAUGCUGUCGCGCCUGCACCUCCACAACCUGGACCGUACCUCCGGUCUACUGCACCGUCACGUUACUCGGUUGCGAGCGAGAACGCUGCUUACGGAUACGGCGCACAGUCGCUCGACGGCGCAUCAACUUCCAACCUCACUCGGAUGUCAUUCUACAGCUCCCCCGCAGCCGUCAACCGACCCGAGCGAGAGGAGCCGCCACCCAUUACUCUACCGCCGCCGCCCAAGCCGACACAAGAGCAAAGCAUUGCACAGUACCUCAAGUCACCCAGACUCACGACACUGCUCAAGCUUACCCGCGCACCCCAUGCCGGCCCGGACCAGCCUCUCACAGUCAGCCUGUGCGAUCUGGGAGCACCGAGGGGCGUGCCCUUACUCGUGUUCCUCGGAUUGGGAACCGUGCGUUAUAUGCUCGGCCUGUACGACGAGAUGGCAGAGUGCCUUGGGAUCCGGCUUAUUGCUAUCGAUCGCUGGGGUAUGGGCCGCACGGAUGCGAAGCACAAGGGCGCAAGAGGAAUACCAGAGUGGGCAGGAGCUGUGGAAGAGGUGCUGGAUAAGUUGGGUAUUGAGCAGACUGCUGUCAUGGCGCACAGUGCGGGUGCUCCGUACGCACUCAGUUUUGCUGCCCGCGCACCACGACGUGUCCGCGGCGACGUCUGUCUAUUGGCACCUUGGGUAGGCGGCGUCGAAGCUUCUGGAUACAAGUGGCUCAAAUACGUCCCAAAUGGCCUUCUCAAAGCCGCUCAGGGCGCAGAGUGGAAGAUCCAAGCAUGGAUGCUCGGCAAGCCUCCAACGAUCCAGUACAAAGGCAUCGGCUACUCAAUGCCCACUUCGGCGGCGGCUACAUCCGCACCGCAUUCUUCGCCUUCGUUAUCGUCCACUUCUACCUCCAUGUCAAGUCGUAAGCGUGGCACGAAAGACAAGGACUCGCGACCUGGGACGGCUCAACUGGCGAACUCGCCUAUCACACCAACACAAGCCCGUCCCUCCACCGCUUCCUCGCCCAAGAAUAAGAGGAGCGGCAGUGCGGAUGGACGACCGAGCACGUCGAGCGUCUUCAGUGACUACGAUGAUUUACGAGAUUUCGAUGGGCGCUUCGACUCGCGGUCUACGCUUGGCCGACCAUCGACGUCGUCGAAUCCUCGCGUUCGCGCCUCGUCCGAAAUCAGGCGCCCUGCUAUCCCACGCAAGCCUUCACGCGGAUUUUUGGGGAUCGGCGGCAUGCUGUCCAAGAACUCCCAUUCACCCACGAGCUAUGCGCCACCGAGUCAAGGGCAAAGCGCUGCUACUGCGCCGAGCUCACCCGUAGUACCUCCUCCGCGGCGACCUGCUCUAAAAGCUCUUAGGAGCAUGGGUAGCUUGAGAGGGCGGUCAGGCAGAGCCUCGCAGACGCAGAGGGUUGAACCCGAAGUAGAGACGCCGCCUGUACCGCUGAAACUGGACGUCGAUGUCGGGCUCGGGCUUGAUGGUGAUGGGUGGAUGGAUACCGUACGAGCGAAGUACGCUCCCCCUGCUACCUCAUCAUCCUCGAAUUCGCCUGUGCGGUCUGGGAGCAAUGGCUUCGGGCAUGGCGGGACGAGGGAUGGUGGUCGUAGGAGCAUCAGCUUGACGGGUGGUGCGCCGUUGGCGUUGGAAAGGAGUCGCGAGAGGGAUGUCAGAGGGAAGGAGAGAGAACCUGAACCUGCUAGUCCUGGUAUCACCGCCAGUAGCGCGUAUCAGGCCGCCCUCGGUAACGCGCUCAUCGCUGCCAGCCAUGCCGAAGCCCACGCGCGAGGGACACAUGCCGAUCUACUGGCCAUCCUGAACCAUACUGGCGCACCCUGGGGCUUCAGCUACGCUUCGUACCCGCAUGCCGUACGUGUUUGGUAUGGCGAUAGGGACGAGAAGAUUGCCGAGCAUGCUGUGAGAUGGAUGGAGAAGGAGAUGAAGAGCGCCGGGAAGGGUCGAUGCGAGGUUAAGGUGGUCAAGGGCGCGGACCAUGGGUUGAUGUAUAGGAGUAGUGUUGUUAUUGAGGUGCUGGAGCUUGUAAGGGAUGCGUGGGGUGGUGUUGAUGGUGACGCCGACGCUGACUCCACUCGACGGCGUCGAACCAUGACAACACACUAG
Molecule: messenger RNA, 3084 nt
Organism: Peniophora sp. CBMAI 1063
Lineage: Eukaryota; Fungi; Basidiomycota; Agaricomycetes; Russulales; Peniophoraceae
Source: the annotation of a GenBank genome assembly